This is a messenger RNA of [Torrubiella] hemipterigena, 1326 nucleotides long. NCBI's taxonomy places the organism in Eukaryota, Fungi, Ascomycota, Sordariomycetes, Hypocreales, Clavicipitaceae. The record is from the annotation of a GenBank genome assembly.
AUGGCUUCGAAAUCCUCUGUUCCAGUUCCCUUCUCGGAUCCAGCAUGGCUGCGCGGGCUCCCAUCGCCAUACUACAACGAGUCGCAUCGCGCCUGGCAAAAGACAUGCCGCAACUUUAUGGAGAAACAUGUUACACCGUACGCCCUAGAAUGGGAGGAAUCUGGCGAAGUCCCAGAAUCUGUCUUCGAGAUCUUCUCCAAGAGCAACAUGCUGAUUCCUAAUAUCCCUGCGCCGCUGCCAAUCAAGUUGCUGCAUAGUCUCGGGAUCCACGAACUGCCUGGUGGUCUCAAGGUGGAAGAUUUCGACUACUUUCACUUCUCCAUCUACGUCAAUGAAAUGCGCCGCGUGGGAGUGCAAGGCAUCCAAUCGUCUCUGAUCACCGGUAUGGCGUACGGAUUGCCGCCCUUACUCGCUUAUGCUAGCCCUGAGCUGCAGCAGCGAUUCGUGCCACAGGUCAUUAAAGGAGAGAAGCGCAUGUGCAUUGCAAUUACAGAACCCGAAGCCGGUAGCGAUGUUGCUGGUAUCACGACUACGGCAGUCAAAAGCCACUGUGGUCGAUUCUAUAUUGUCAACGGAACCAAGAAAUGGAUCACAAACGGCCUCUGGUCACACUAUGCAACCACAGCCGUGCGUACGGGUGGACCUGGACCCGGGGGGUUGUCCCUACUGGUUGUCCCUCUCCUAGACCAUCCGGGCGUUUCCAUGCGCCGGCUGAAGACCACUGGUGGAAGUACGAGUGGAUCGACAUACAUUGAGCUUGAUGAUGUAAAAGUCCCCGUGGAAAACUUGAUUGGAGAGGAAGGUGGAGGCAUGAAGAUGAUUAUGCGAAACUUCAACCAUGAGAGACUUACCAUUUGUUUGGGAAGUGCCAGAACAGCACGUGUCGCCAUCUCCGCGGCCUUUGCAUAUGUCCUUAAGCGCGAAGCCUUUGGAAAGCCCCUCAUGGACCAAGCCGUCGUCCGCCACCGUUUGGCCAAAUGCGGUGCUGAAGUGGAAGAAUUGUCCAGUUGGCUCGAUGAGAUUGUAUAUCUCAUGUCGAAGCUGGAUAAGCAACAGGCCAAUCGCGAACUUGGCGGCGUAUUGGCGCUAGCAAAGGCUAGAUCUGGUGCUAUUCUGGACGAAUCCAGUCGAUGUGCCGUGCUCCUCUUUGGCGGAAACGGCUUGACGCGGUCUGGUCAGGGCGAACUGGUGGAGAAGAUUUAUCGAGAUAUACCAUCAGCCAGGAUCCCAGGUGGUAGUGAGGACGUCAUGUUUGAUUUGGGCAUUCGCCAACUGGUGAAGAAUUACAGAGAGGACUUAAAACACGCGGCAGGCUCCAAGCUGUGA